Molecule: messenger RNA, 562 nt
Organism: Spizellomyces punctatus DAOM BR117
Lineage: Eukaryota; Fungi; Chytridiomycota; Chytridiomycetes; Spizellomycetales; Spizellomycetaceae
Exons: 4
Coding region: 93-485 (130 amino acids)
Source: RefSeq, a predicted model, not a curated record
CAGCAUUUGCAAGAUGAGCGACAUUCCCACCCACAAAGAGCACAAGGAAUCGCUCAAAAGAGCAGCAGAAGAAGCAGGGACCUUGCAACGCGAUGAGGAGGGGCGCAAGAAAGCCCGCGCCAAGUCUCCCCGAGAUGAGUUUGAGAAAAUCAAGCUCAGCCUUUUACAACAAGGCCUUGCUGUUCAUGACAAGGUUGCGUCGGCGCAGGACAAGUUGGCGGAGGCUAACUUGCUCUAUGCACAAGCGGCCACUUGAGGAGGACAGUGCAUCGUCCUCGGACAGUGAAGAGCAAGAAAACGUGUCCUCUGAGAAGCGAAAGGACUCACUGAGCAAAUCUGAAGAAGCUCAUCCUCUCAAAAACGAUCUCGGACUGGUUAGUUUAGUCUGUUGGGGUUUCUGUAAAACAAUGAUAAAUCAAGUUAGCCCGCACAUUUCGAUUGGAAGCGACCGACAGCUUUGGUCCAUUUCUUUCAUACUAGAAUAGCAAAUAUUGCGGGGUUCCUGCAUAUACAGAAAUUAUUAUCCAAUGCAUAGAAAAUACUGCAACCAGUUUACUGUAGA